Messenger RNA from Trichosurus vulpecula (common brushtail), 5119 nucleotides. RefSeq names its product zinc finger protein 585A-like. The transcript has 4 exons. NCBI's taxonomy places the organism in Eukaryota, Metazoa, Chordata, Mammalia, Diprotodontia, Phalangeridae. Gene Ontology annotation, biological process: regulation of cytokine production; regulation of immune system process; negative regulation of transcription by RNA polymerase II. The coding region runs from base 68 to 3496 and encodes 1142 amino acids. The record is from RefSeq and is a predicted model, not a curated record.
CCACCAGCACGUACCGGGUCAGCUUGCUGAGGACCAAAGCCUAUUCCUAGGAGAGAGACCAAGGAGAAUGGCCCCUGGGAGCCAGAGACGCUCAUUCCAGGAGUUGGUGACAUUCAAGGAUGUAGUUGUUGAAUUCACUGAGGAGGAGUGGGGCCUCUUGGACCAUUCUCAGAAAGAGCUGUACAAAGAGGUCAUACUGGAGAAUAUCAAGAACCUGCUGUCCCUGGAUUUAGAGACCAGGUUCAAAGCAAAUGAGGUGACUAGAAAUCGUGGAAUUUUUCUGGAUAAAUGUGACCUGCAGAGAUUCCUGAGUGAUGGUGCCUGGGAUGUCAAGUUGAGAGAAAUCCAUGAUUCUAAUAUAAAGUUAGAUAAAAAUCCAAAGACUGACUGUGAAUUUGAUGAAAUUGGAAACAGAUACAGACAGUCUUCUAUCCUAAAUCACAGUAAGAAAAUGACUUCAAGGAAUGACUCUGUUCAGGAUAGUGAAUAUAGCAAAUGCUUGACUGAACAGGCAGAGCAUUUUCAGUCCCGUGAGAAGCCUCCUGAAAUGGCAGUGUAUCCAGGUAAUCAAUGGGAAAUGGCCUGGAACUGGAGUUCGGAUCUCAUGAGAAAUCAGAAAAGUGACACUGGAGAAAUGCUUUCUGCAAGGAAUAAAGGUGGGAAGGACUUGAGUCAGAACUCUAAGCUCAUUACUCAUCAGCAAAUUCCCAUUAGAAAGGAACCUGAUGAAUACAAUGAAUGUGAAGCAACCUCAUCCCAUCACUCAUCUCUUCCUUGCCAGCCUAGAUUUCACCCUGGAAUGAAAAGUUAUGCAUGUCCUGAGUGUGGGAAGGCCUUUGGUUGGAAUUUAGAUCCUGAUAGAUUUCAUGAGAUUCAUACUGGGGAGAAGUUUUAUGAAUGUCAUGAAUGUGGGAAAGCUAUCUGCUACAGAUCACUCCUUAUUGGUCAUGAGAGAAUCCACAGGGGAGAGAAACCUUUUGAAUGUAAUCAAUGUGGAAAGACUUUCAGAAAGAACUAUCUUGCUGUCCAUCAAAGAGUCCACACUGGAGAGAAGCCUUAUGAAUGUAAUCAAUGUGGAAAGGCUUUCACAAGGAAGGAGAGUCUUGCUGCCCAUCAGAGAAUCCACAGUGGAGAGAAGCCUUUUGAAUGUAAUCACUGUGGAAAGUCUUUCAGAACAAGCUCCCAACUUGCUGGACAUCAAAGGAUCCACAGUGGAGAGAAACCUUAUGAAUGUAAUCAAUGUGGAAAGGCUUUCAGAGGCAGGGGCAGUCUUGCUGCACAUCAGAGAAUCCACAGUGGAGAGAAACCUUAUGAAUGUAAUCAAUGUGGAAAGGCUUUCAGAGAGAGGGGCAGUCUUGCUGCACAUCAGAGAAUCCACAGUGGAGAGAGACCUUUUGAAUGUAAUCAGUGUGGAAAGACUUUCAGAACCAGCUCCCGUCUUGUUGCCCAUCAGAGAAUCCACACUGGAGAGAAACCUUUUGAAUGUAAUCAAUGUGGAAAGACUUUCAUAGAGAGGUACCAUCUUGGUGCCCAUCAGAGAAUCCACACUGAAGAGAAACCUUAUGAAUGUGAUCACUGUGGAAAGGCUUUUAGAAACAGGAACAAACUUGGUGCUCAUCAGAGAAUCCACACUGGAGAGAAACCUUAUCAAUGUAAUCACUGUGGAAAGGCUUUCACAGACAGAGGCAAUCUUGCUGUACAUCAGAGAAUUCACACUGGAGAGAAACCUUAUGAAUGUAAUCAAUGUGGAAAGGCUUUCAGAGAGAGGGGCAGUUUUGCUGCCCAUCAGAGAAUCCACAGUGGAGAGAAACCUUUUGAAUGUAAUCAGUGUGGAAAGACUUUCAGAAGGAGUUCCCAUCUUGUUGCCCAUCAGAGAAUCCACACUGGAGAGAAACCUUUUGAAUGUAAUCAAUGUGGAAAGACUUUCAUAGAGAGGUACCAUCUUGGUGCCCAUCAGAGAAUCCACACUGAAGAGAAACCUUAUGAAUGUAAUCAGUGUGGAAAGGCUUUAACAAACAGGAAUAAACUUGGUGCCCAUCAGAGAAUCCACACUGGAGAGAAACCUUAUGAAUGUGAUCAAUGUGGAAAGGCUUUCAGAGACAGGGGCAGUCUUGCUGCACAUCAGAGAAUCCACAGUGGAGAGAAACCUUUUGAAUGUAGUCAGUGUAGAAAGACUUUCACAGACAGGUACCAUCUUGCUGCCCAUCAGAGAAUCCACACUGGAGAGAAACCUUAUGAAUGUAAUCAGUGUGGAAAGGCUUUCAGACAGAGGUGCCAUCUUGCUGCCCAUCAGAGAAUCCACACAGGAGAGAAACCUUAUGAAUGUAAUCUAUGUGGAAAGGCUUUCAGAGACAUGGGCAAUCUUGCUGGCCAUCAGAGAAUCCACACUGGAGAGAAACCUUAUGAAUGUAAUCAGUGUGGAAAGGCUUUCAGACAGAGGUGCCAUCUUGCUGCCCAUCAGAGAAUCCACACUGGAGAGAAACCUUAUGAAUGUAAUCAAUGUGGAAAGACUUUCAUACAGAGGGGCCAUCUUGCUGCACAUCAGAGAAUCCACGCUGGAGAGAAACCUUAUAAUCACUGUGAAAUGGCUUUCAGAUACAUGGGCAAUCUUGCUGGCCAUCAGAGAAUCCACAGUGGAGAGAAACCUUUUGAAUGUAGUCAGUGUAGAAAGACUUUCAUAGACAGGUACCAUCUUGCUGCCCAUCAGAGAAUCCACACUGGAGAGAAACCUUUUGAAUGUAAUCAGUGUGGAAAGACUUUCACAGACAGGUACAAUCUUGCUGCCCAUCAGAGAAUCCACACUGGAGAGAAACCUUAUGAAUGUAAUCAUUGUGGAAAGGCUUUCAGAGACAUGGGCAAUCUUGCUGGCCAUCAGAGAAUCCACACAGGAGAGAAACCUUAUGAAUGUAAUCUAUGUGGAAAGGCUUUCACAGUGAGGCAGAAACUUGCUGCCCAUCAGAGAAUCCACACUGGAGAGAAACCUUAUGAAUGUAAUCAGUGUGGAAAGGCUUUCAGACAGAGGUGCAAUCUUGCUGCGCAUCAGAGAAUCCACACUGGAGAGAAACCUUAUGAAUGUAAUCACUGUGGAAAGGCUUUCAGAGACAUGGGCAGUCUUGCUGGCCAUCAGAGAAUCCACACAGGAGAGAAACCUCAUGAAUGUAAUCUAUGUGGAAAGGCUUUCACAGUGAGGCAGAAACUUGCUGCCCAUCAGAGAAUCCACACUGGAGAGAAACCUUAUGAAUGUAAUCAGUGUGGAAAGGCUUUCAGACAGAGGUGCAAUCUUGCUGCCCAUCAGAGAAUCCACACUGGAGAGAAACCUUAUGAAUGUAAUCUAUGUGGAAAGGCUUUCACAAUGAGGCAGAAUUUUGCUGCCCAUCAGAGAAGCCAUACUGGAGAGAAACCUUAUAAAUGUAAUCACUGUGAAAUGGCUUUCAGAGACAUGGGCAAUCUUGCUGCACAUCAGAGAAUCCACAGUGGAGAGAAACCUUUUGAAUGAAAUCAACGUGGAAAGACUUUCAGAAAGAGCUUUCAUCUUGAUACACAUCAGACAAUCCACAAUGGAGAGAAACCUUUUGAAAGUAAUCAGUGUGGAAAGGCUUUCAUAAUGAAAUGCUGUCUUGCUGCAUAUCAGAUAAUCUACACUGGAUUGAAGCCUUUUGAAUGUAAUUAGUGUGGAAAUGAUUUUGCACAGAGAUACAUUCUUGCUGCACAUUAGAGAAUUUACACAGCCAAGAAGCCUUAUGGAUGUAAUCAAUAUGGAAAGACUGUUAGAUAGUCCUCCAAUCUUGCUACUCACCAGAAAAUCCACUCUGGAGAGAGACCUUUUGAACGUAAUCAAUGUGGAAAGUCUUGCACACAGACCUACCAUCUUGCUUUACAUCAGAGAAUUCACGCUGGGGAAAAACCUAAGAAUAUAAUUAAUGUGGAAAGUCUUUCACACAGAGCUCCAAUAUUAUUAGGCAUCAAAUAAUAGAUACUGAAAAGAAGUCUUAUGAAGGUAGUCAAUGUGGAAUGAUUUCCCACUGAGCUUAGAUUUUGUUAAACAUCAGAGAAUCCCUACUGGAGACCAACCUCAUGAAUGUCAUGAAUGUGGCAAAGCUUUUAGUUAACACUCUUAACAUAUGUAACAAGAGGUUCUACACUGGGGAGAAGUCUUAUGAAUACAAUCAAGGUGGUGAUGCCUUCAGGCAACAAUUACGUCCUAUUUCCCAUCUCAGAAUACUUAUAUGAGAGAGAAAUCUGAUAAUUGUCAGGAAGAAGGAAAGGCAUUCAGAUGGAGUUCAGACCUUAAGGAUUAGAGAAACUAUUCUGAGGACCAGUUACCUAUGAACUGAGUGUGGGGAGGCUUUCAGCAAGAGAUCAUCUCUAACUUUCUAUCAGAGGCUUCACUGUGGAAAGAAGCCUCACAAAUGGGCUAAUGGGGCCUGUGCUUUUCUCUGGAGGAGGGUGUUCAGGAGACGACCUUAUUCCUACGGGAAUGAAGGUGAAUGAAGGCAAUUGUUUUGGGAAGGCUUUCCCCUAGAAUUCCUAAUUGACUGUACUUUGGAGAAAUCGUGCUGGAGACAAAGCCUUGGGAUCUAAUUACCAAGGGAAGGCCGUCCUCCUGCAGCACAGACUCAUUAGACCUCCCAACAAAAGAGACCUCAUUAAACAUCCCCAAAUUCCAUCCUCCACAUAAAGCCCUGUACAUGUUUUUUCUCUGAAAUCCCAACGUUUGUCAUCCCUCAUCAAUAUUUCAUGACAUUCAUAGCCUUCAUUUCUUCAGCCAUUCCCCCAUUAAUUGAUACUCACUUUGCUUCCUGUUUGCUGGCAAAAAAAUUCCUUCUUUAAAUGUUUUGGUACCUGUUGGACAUUAAAUUCUGUAAUGCUUUCUUUAAGGGGCUAGGUGACGCGAUGAAUGGAGUGCUGUCCUUGGAACCACAAGGCCUGAAUUCCAGUUCAGUCUCUGGCACUUUCUACUUGUAUGUCCCUGGGCAAGGCAUGUCCCCUAAUCCUGCCUGAGUUUCUUCAUCUGUAGAAUGGGGAUAAUAAGGGCAUCUACCUCUGGAAGAGUGAGGUGAGGAUUUAAUUAAACAAUAUUUGUUAAAUGCUUUUCAAACAUUAAAUCACUAUGGAAAUA